Messenger RNA from Juglans microcarpa x Juglans regia, 2559 nucleotides. RefSeq names its product exocyst complex component EXO70E2-like. Gene Ontology annotation, cellular component: exocyst. Gene Ontology annotation, molecular function: phosphatidylinositol-4,5-bisphosphate binding. The record is from RefSeq and is a predicted model, not a curated record. The transcript is spliced from 2 exons. The coding region runs from base 574 to 2535 and encodes 653 amino acids. Lineage: Eukaryota; Viridiplantae; Streptophyta; Magnoliopsida; Fagales; Juglandaceae. Gene Ontology annotation, biological process: exocytosis.
AAGUACCGAGGGAGGAAAGGAUAACACGACUUUUGUAAUUGGUCGCGCAAGUGUAAGGUGACCUUUCAGCUAUUUCCCGUGUCUUUCCGCGUAGGAGAUCACUAGACUGAAAAAGGAAGAGGUCAAAGACACGAAGCUUUGCCUGAACAAACGACUACUGCUUAUUUGUGUAGAUCAGGACUAGAUUGGACGGGCACAGAGGGAGAUCGGCCAUAGAUAUCAUAAAGGUCACUGUACCAUUCAAACGUCUUCUUCUUGCCUGGGUUCGUGGCUCCAAUAAAGUCAAGUUCUUUGUCAUCCCGGUACAAUAUCUUCCCUCCUUGUACAGCUUCACAAUCUGAAGCCGUAGAGUUACAUUUUGACUGCUUUCACCGCUGUAUAGAGGUUCCUAUACUGUUUCUUUCCGGCGUCCUUAGAACCCCUUUCUAUUACAGUUGCGAUUUUGGAACUUUUGGGUCGCUUCGAUUGGGAGUCCCUCGAGUGCUACAACCUGCCGAAGUUUUAGUUUCGAGGAGAUAGGGUAUCCAAAGCCCUUUGUAGACGGUGGUAUUUGGCUUCUGCUUCUUGUUGGCUAUGGGGGAUUGUGAACCUGCGGCUCCGGAAUUAGAAGGAGAAGAACACUUAAUUGCUGCCGCCAAAUACAUUGUUAAAGCGUUGGGGUCAAACAAGAACCUUACAGAUGAUGCUAGGAAAACUUUGGCAGAACUUGGCACCCAAUUGUCCAACAUGACUGUGCUAAAUGAAAAUAAGGGUGAUGGGAUUAGUGAGAUCAAGGAUAGGCUUAAUGCUGUUGAGGAGAAGAUCAUGAAUUGGGAGGAAGAUCAGUCUAUGAUAUGGGAUUCAAGACCAGAAGAAGUGUCUGAGUACCUGAAUGCCGUGGGUGAGGCACAAAAAUUGACUGAAAGAUUAGAGAAUCUGUGUCUAAAUAAAGAUGACGAUGAGUAUAAGUUGUUACAAAGGGGUCACGAUGUUCUUCAGAAGGCGAUGGAAAGGCUUGAGGAGGAGUUCAGGCACAUGCUUAUGGAGAACAGGCAGCCUUUUGAGCCAGAGCACAUGUCUUUUCGAUACACUGAAGAGGAUGUUGUGGAUGGGGUCUCAAUUAUCUCUUUUGGGGAUGAGUCAAUUGAGGAGUCGCUUCACAGAGACAGCGUCAGCAGGGCCUCUGAGGAAUAUAUCAUUGAUUUGAUAAAUCCAGAUGUGAUUCCUGAGCUCAGAGGCAUUGUGAAUUUGAUGUCCAAUUUGAAUUAUGAGCAGGAAUGUUACCAGGUCUACACCAGUGUCAGGAAGGAUGCCUUGGAUGAGUGCCUCUUCAUUCUUGAAAUGGAGAAACUAAGCAUUGAAGACGUGCUGAGGAUGGAAUGGGCGAACUUGAAUUCCAAAAUCAAACGGUGGGUACGAACAAUGAAGAUCUUUGUGCGGGUCUAUCUUGCUAGCGAGAAAUGGCUCAGUGAUCAGAUUUUUGGAGAGCUUGGAUCAGUUAAUCAAGUUUGCUUUGUGGAGCCAUCCAAGCCUGCAAUGUUGCAGCUUCUGAAUUUUGGUGAAGCCAUGUCUAUAGGUCCUCAUCAACCAGAAAAAUUGCCUCGCAUUCUUGAUAUGUAUGAGGUACUAGCUGAUCUUCUUCCAGAUAUAGAUGCUUUAUUCUCAGAUGAGGCUGGUUCUUCGGUUAGAAUUGAGUGUCACGAGGUUCUAAGGAGAUUGGGAAAUACUGUUAAGGCAACAUUUCUUGAAUUUAAGAAUGCAAUUGCAUCAAAUGCAUCAACAAAUCCUUUUGCAGGAGGUGGAAUUCACCAUCUGACCAGAUAUGUCAUGAAUUACAUAAAGUUUCUAACCGACUACAGUGAGACCCUUAAUUUACUGCUCAAGGACCAUGAUGUAGAGGAUCCCAAUUCAUUGUCACCUGACAUGAGUCCAACUACAGAAGAGGAGAACAAAAGCCGAAAUUCUUCAGGCAGGAUUUCCCCAAUGGCUCACCACUUCCAAUCAAUUGCUUCAAUUCUGCAAAACAGCCUUGAUGAUAAGUCCAAGCUAUAUAAGGAGGCUUCGCUACAGCACUUCUUCUUGAUGAACAAUAUUCAUUACAUGGCUCAAAAGGUCAAGGGUUCUGAGCUAAGGCAUAUAUUUGCAGAUGAAUGGAUUAGAAAACAAAACUGGAAAUUCCAACAGCAUGCGAUGAGUUAUGAGCGAGCUAGUUGGAGUUCAAUCCUCUCUUUGCUCAAGGACGAUGGGAUUCAAAAUCCUGGUUCAAAUUCUAUCUCAAGAGCUCUUCUCAAGGAAAGGGUCCGGAGCUUUUAUCUCGCUUUUGAGGAGAUCUACAAGACCCAAACGGCAUGGGUUAUUCCAGAUAUUCAGCUUCGAGAAGAUUUACGGAUCUCAACAUCCCUCAAGGUGAUCCAGGCUUAUCGGACAUUCGUGGGAAGACAUGCCAAUCACUUGAGUGACAAGCAUAUUAAGUACAGUGCUGAUGACCUAGAGAGUUAUCUUUUGGAUUUCUUCGAGGGAUCUCCUAAAUCAUUGCAAAACUCCUCUAGGAGAUGAUAAGCAACAUCACCCCCCCCCCCC